Messenger RNA from Anguilla anguilla (European eel), 1700 nucleotides. It is a transcript of the gene foxl2l, whose product is annotated as forkhead box L2-like. The record is from RefSeq and is a predicted model, not a curated record. Gene Ontology annotation, biological process: regulation of transcription by RNA polymerase II; anatomical structure morphogenesis; cell differentiation. Lineage: Eukaryota; Metazoa; Chordata; Actinopteri; Anguilliformes; Anguillidae. The coding region runs from base 73 to 966 and encodes 297 amino acids. Gene Ontology annotation, molecular function: RNA polymerase II cis-regulatory region sequence-specific DNA binding; DNA-binding transcription factor activity, RNA polymerase II-specific. The transcript has a single exon.
AGCGUCUCAUACUGUGCAAAAUAAACUGGCUGGCUUGCUGCCUUAACUGCUGUUUGAGAAGAAAAAACAGAGAUGAUGGACAGAUUUCAGGACAGCGAGGACUGCUGUGGGCGGCAGAACCCAGACGGCACGGAGAGUACCCAAGAUUUGGACUCCAUCACGACGGUCAGUAGUCCGGGCUCGGGCGAUGGUAGCGGGCAGAAAGGGGAUGAACUGGACAAAGUGGACGCUUCUCAAAAGCCCCCGUAUUCAUACGUGGCCCUUAUCGCAAUGGCUAUCAAAGACAGCCAGGAGAAGAGGCUGACACUCAGUGGGAUUUAUCAGUUCAUCAUCACCAGGUUCCCCUAUUACGAGAAAAAUAAAAAGGGAUGGCAAAACAGCAUCCGGCACAACCUCAGCCUGAACGAAUGCUUCGUAAAGGUACCCAGGGAAGGCGGUGGGGAGAGGAAAGGUAAUUUUUGGUGUUUGGAUCCUGCUUUUGACGAUAUGUUCGAUAAAGGGAAUUACAGACGCCGGAGACGAGUUAAGAGACCGUACAAACCUCCGUCUGUCCCUUAUUUGCCGGGGAAGCCUUACCUGAACUACCCCGAUGGCUACUACUUGCACCACAAUCCAAAGUACUUGCAGACACCUUUCGUCGGAAGCUCAUGGUCUCUUCCCCAGGCCAGCUCCUUGGGCCAAUCCACAUCUGUGAACUAUCAGCACUUGCAGUCCACCAGCGGAGACACCAGCCCGGUGUCCUCAGAUGGGUUUUCCAAUUCUUCAGUGAACUGUUGCCAUAGCCAUCUACACUCGUCUUACAGCCCAUACUACCGACACCCGAAUGUCCUCGUGUCUCACAACAGUAGCCCGUAUACGGGCAUCACCCAGUCAAUCAGUCCGAGUGCUGCAGGGUCCACUGGUAGCUAUCACCAAUUAUCCUGCGCGUGGCAGCCAGACAUGUCGAUAAUGCAUUACUAUGAUUAGUUGGACUUGGAUUUUUGGAGUUCUUUUUUUGGUAAAUAUGCAUUCGGUUCUGUGCGUAUUUCGUGUUAACUGUUCUUUUUUGUUCAUUCAUGUCAAAACUGGAUUUUAAAGAGCAGAGGGGGAACUGCCUUGCACAGUUAAAAUUACGAUGAAGUUUAACGCUGUUUACUGGUUUACAUAAUUUUUCACCUCAACUGUAGUUGCGUUUAGCGGGACUCCUUUCUCUUGUUCAGCAAAUAGUUUCUCAUUUGGAGGAGGCACGCAUUAAUUACUCUAAAAUGUGUUUAAAAUAUUCUUGUCGUCAUUCAUAGCUGUGGAACAGAACGUCAUUUUGCAACGUUGUUGUAUUGUUUCCCGUCGAUUUCGAAGUUUCUUUUAUUUAUUUCAUUUCAGUAGCUAUAACAGAUUCUACAUGAUUUGUUUCAUUUAUUGGCAACAGCCUAUUAAAUAGUCAUAAAAUUGGCAAUUGUGUCAUGUUUUUUUUAUUUUUAGAACCAACAGGUCUAAAGAUUCCUUAUGUUUUAAGAGAAAAUAAUUAAAAUCAAGGUUUAAUGUGAAUGUCACCGCUUGGUAGCCUGUCUUGUGAGACUGAGAUUGCAACCGUGACAGUUUUUCUUGUUUUUGCAGGUUUACUUGUCUUGGCAUUUGCAUUAUAACUGAAUUUUGUACAACUUACUGGAACAAAAAACGUGUUUUGUUUGUUUGAAAUAUGUUUAAAAUGUUUACAGGGUAGC